AUGCUUAAUUCAGCAUUUCGGAAAGGUAAAAUCUUGAAAUCUGCCAAAAUCUUGAAUUCAGGAUAUUGGAAAGCUAAGAUCGUGACAUCGGCCAAAAUCUUGAAUUCAGGAUUUUUGAAAGCUAAAAUCUUGAAAUCGGCCAAAAUCUCGAAUUCAGGAUUUUGAAAAGCUAAGAUCUUGAAAUCGCCCAAAAUCUUGAAUUUAGGAUUUGGAAAGCUAAGAUCUUCAAAUCAUGCAAAAUCUUGAAUUCACGAUUUUGGAAAGGUAAAAUCUUCAAAUCGGACAAAAUCUUGAAUUCACGAUUUUUGAAAGCUAAGGUCUCGAAAUCGGUUACAAUCUUAAAUUAAGGAUUUUUGAAAGCUAAAAUCUUGAAAUCGGCCACAAUCUUAAAUUCAGGAUUUUUGAAAGCUAAGAUCUUGACAUUGGCUAUAAUCUUAAAUUCUGGGUUCUGAAAAGGUAAAGUCUUGGAAUCCGCCAAAAUCUUGAAUUCAGGAUUUUCGUAAGCUAAUAUGUUGAAAUCGGCUAAAAUCUUAAAUUUAAGGAUUUUGGAAAGCUAAGAUCUUGAAAUCGACCAAAGUGUUGAACUGACAAUUUGGAAAGCUAAGAUCUUAAAAUCGCCCAAAAUCUUGAAUUCACUAUUUUGGAAACGUAAAAUCUUCAAAUCGGCCAUAACCUUCAAUUCACGAUUUUUGAAAGCUAAAAUCUUGAAAUCGGCCAAAAUCUUGAAUUCAGGAUUUUGGAAAGCUAACAUCUUGAAAUCGGUAAAAAUCUUGAAUUCACGAUUUUUCAAAGCUAAAAUCUUGAAAUCGGCCAAAAUCUUGAAUUCACGAUUUUUGAAAGCUAAGAUCUUGAAAUCACUCAGAAUCUUAAAUUAAGGAUUUUUGAAAGCUAAAAUCUUGAAAUUGGCCAGAAUCUUAAAUUCAGUAUUUUGGAAAGCUAAGAUCUUGACAUCGGCCAAAAUGUUAAAUUCAGGGUUCUGGAAAGGUAAAAUUUUGGAAUCCGCCAAAAAUCUAGAGUUUAGGAUUUUGGAAAGCAAAGUAAUAGAAAUCGGCCACAAUCUUGAAUUCAGGAUUUUGGAAAGCUAAAAGUUUGAAAUCGGCCAAAAUCUUGAAUUCAGGAUGUUGGAAAGCUUAAAUCUCGAAAUCGGCCAAAAUCUUGAAUUCAGGAUUGGGGAAAGCCAAGAUCUUGAAAUCGGCCUAAGUCUUGAAUUCAGGAUUUUGGAAAGCUUUAAUCUUGAAAUCGGUAAAAAUCUUUAAAUCUUCCAAAAUCUUGAAUUCAGGAUUUUGGAAAGCAAAGAUCUUGAAAUCGGCCAAAAUCUUGAAUUCACGAUUUUGGAAAGCUCAGCUCUUAAAAUCGGCCAAGUUCUUGAAUUGAGGACUUGGAAAAACUAAGAUCUUGAAAUCGGCUAAAUUCUUGAAUUUACUAAUUUUGGAAAGGUAAAAUCUUAUAAUCGGCCAAAAUGCUUAAUUCAGCAUUUCGGAAAGGUAAAAUCUUGAAAUCUGCCAAAAUCUUCAAUUCAGGAUAUUGGAAAGCUAAGAUCUUGACAUCGCAGAAAAUCUUGAAUUCACGAUUUUUGAAAGCUCAAAUCUUGAUAUCGGCACAAAUCUUGAAUUCAGGAUUUUGGAAAGCUAAGAUCUUGAAUUCGGCCAAAAUCUUUAAUUCAGGAUUUUGGAAAGCUAGGAUCUUGAAAUCGGCCCAAAUCUUGAAUUAAUGAUUUUCGAAUGCUAAGAUCUUAAAAUCGGCCAAUAUCCUGAAUUCAGGAUUUUUUAAAACUAAAAUCUUGAAAUCGCCCAGAUCUUGAAUUCAGGAUUUUCGAAAGCUUAGCUCUUAAAGUCGGCCAAAAUGUUGAAUUCAGGAUUUUUGAAAACUAAAAUCUUGAAAUUGGCACAAAUCUUGAAUUCAGGAUUUUGGAAAGCUAAGAUCUUGAAAUCGGCCCAAAUCUUGAAUUCAUGAUUCUCGAAUGCUAAGAUCUUAAAAUCGGCCAAUAUCCUGAAUUCAGGAUUUUUUAAAACUAAAAUCUUGAAAUCGCCCAAAUCUUGAAUUCAGGAUUUUCGAAAGCUUAGCUCUUAAAAUCGGCCAAAAUCUUGAAUUCAGGAUUUUGGAAAGCUAAGAUCUUGAAAUCGGCCAAAAUCUUGAAUAAAGCAUUUUGAAAAGGUAAAAUCUUGAAAACCGCCAAAAUCUUGAAUUCUGGAUUCUGGAAAGCUAAAAUCUUGAAAUCGACCAAAAUCUUGAAUUCGGGAUUUUGGAAAGCUAAGAUACUAAAAUUGGCCAAAAACUUGAAUCCAGGAUUUUUAAAAGCUAAGAGCUUGAAAUCACCCAAACUCUUGAAUUCAGGAUUUUGGAAAGCUAAGAUA
Molecule: messenger RNA, 2354 nt
Organism: Porites evermanni
Lineage: Eukaryota; Metazoa; Cnidaria; Anthozoa; Scleractinia; Poritidae
Source: the annotation of a GenBank genome assembly